UUUGAUUGGUGCAUUCGGUUACUCCUACAAAGGAAGUACAAGGCCAUACGUCAGUCCGCCCCGUGGCCUCCGCUCAACGUCACUGGUUUGUGCAACACGUUCCUCUCGGCUUUGACAGCAGAAGCGCCAUGUCACUUCGCGUGAUUAUUCGUCAACUUAAAAAUCCUCUUAGAGACACUUUUAGGAGCCAGAAUGUCAGUUCUAUCGCGCACGCGAGGUCGGUGCUGGAGGGCGAACUGGAGACGAUCCGCGCUGCAGGGACCUGGAAAGGGGAAAGAGUCAUAACGUCCAGUCAGGGACCGCAUAUCAACGUGGAGGGCAGUCGUGGCGAUAUAUUGAACUUUUGUGCCAAUAACUACCUGGGUCUGUCCAGUCAUCCAGAGGUUAUUAAGGCUGGAAUUGAAGCACUGCAGAAAUACGGAGCUGGUUUGAGUUCAGUCAGGUUCAUCUGCGGGACACAGGAUCUUCACAAGCACUUAGAGAAGAAGAUAGCCGAGUUUCAUGAAAGAGAAGACUGCAUCCUGUAUGCAAGCUGCUUUGAUGCCAAUGCUGGUCUCUUUGAGGUUCUCCUGGGCCCAGAUGAUGCUGUGUUAUCUGAUGAACUAAACCAUGCUUCAAUCAUUGACGGAAUUAGAUUGUGUCGGGCACAAAGGUUUCGUUACAAGCACAUGAACCUGGAUGAUCUGGAGGAAAAACUGAAAGAAUCCCAGUCCUGCCGGCUUAGGCUGGUGGUAACUGAUGGAGUUUUCUCUAUGGAUGGUGACGUGGCUCCUUUGGUGGGUAUCUGUGAUCUUGCUGAGCAGUAUGGAGCGUUGGUCUUUAUUGACGAAUGCCAUGCAACAGGAUUCUUGGGUCUUCGUGGCCGAGGUACUGAUGAGCUGCUGGGGGUGAUGGACAGAGUGCACAUAGUGAACUCCACUUUGGGAAAAGCUCUUGGAGGGGCAGCAGGUGGUUACACAGUUGGACCAAAACCUUUAAUCGACCUACUCAGGCAGCGCUCUCGUCCUUACCUUUUUUCCAACUCUCUCCCACCUCCAGUGGUGGGCUCUGCCACUCGUGCAGUGGAACUACUAAUGGCAUCCAAUGAAAUUGCACAGAGCAUGGCCUCCAAAACCAUGAGGUUCAGAAACAGUAUGACACAGGCAGGGUUCACCAUCGCAGGCACAGCUCAUCCAAUCUGCCCUGUGAUGCUGGGAGAUGCUCGCUUGGCUUCCAACAUGGCUGAUGACAUGCUGAAACUUGGAGUGUAUGUGAUUGGAUUCUCCUACCCUGUGGUUCCCAAAGGAAAAGCUCGUAUCCGGGUCCAGAUCUCAGCCGCACACACCGAGUCAGACAUUGAUCGUGCUGUAGAUGCCUUUAUACAGACUGGCCGAAAGCAUGGCGUCAUAUCAUAGAGUUUGUGCUCAACUAUUAGUAUAACUGGAUGCCUUUAACAGAAUUACUUGUAGAAAAAGCAGCUCUAAGGAAAUGGACUGUUACAAUGAGAUGUGAUAUUAGCUUAGCAAUUCUGCUGAGAUGCAUAGUGUGAAAUUUUGAGUUUGCAAUAAUAAAUGCUUUUCUCAAUAUUA
Messenger RNA from Tachysurus fulvidraco (yellow catfish), 1568 nucleotides. It is a transcript of the gene gcat, whose product is annotated as glycine C-acetyltransferase. The transcript is spliced from 9 exons. Lineage: Eukaryota; Metazoa; Chordata; Actinopteri; Siluriformes; Bagridae. The record is from RefSeq and is a predicted model, not a curated record. Bases 129 to 1394 code for a protein of 421 amino acids. Gene Ontology annotation, molecular function: glycine C-acetyltransferase activity; pyridoxal phosphate binding. Gene Ontology annotation, biological process: biosynthetic process; L-threonine catabolic process.